GCAUGCGCAAACGUAGACAACAUGAUCAGGGUAUGUAGUAGACUUGGAAGUUGUCAGCACUAUUUCAAGAGUUUCACUAGACGAUUGUAUUGCUUAUCGUGGUCACCUGGCACAACGAUGCUGUUUUCUCCUAAGAAGAUCAAAUGCCAAAAUGACAUCUACCUGACGAAUAGAAUCACUGUUCGAACAGUGACUACAGACACUAUGAGAGGAAAUUCUAGACGAAAUAUUACAAUUGUUGUCUACACAGUUGCUGCUAUAACUGGCGUGGCUGGCUUAUCAUAUGCUGCAGUUCCUCUGUACAGACUCUACUGUCAGACAUCUGGCUUGGGUGGGACCGUGAAAAGUAAUACAAGCGCGAAGAAAAUGGAAGAGAUGCGACCAGUUAGAGACAGAGUGCUGACCAUUAGAUUCAAUGCAGAUAAAAGUGCAAACAUGAGAUGGUCAUUUAAACCACUCCAAUCAGAGGUCAAGGUUGUUCCUGGAGAGACAGCACUGGCAUUCUAUUCAGCUAAAAACCCAACUGACAAGCCCAUAUCUGGUAUUUCUACGUACAACGUGGUUCCAUUUGAUGCAGGUCAAUAUUUCAACAAAGUUCAGUGUUUCUGUUUUGAAGAGCAAAUGCUGAAUCCUCAUGAAGAGGUUGAGAUGCCUGUAUUUUUCUACAUUGAUCCAGAUUUUGAUGAAGACCCAAGCAUGGAAAACGUUAAUACUAUAACAUUAUCUUACACUUUCUUUGAAGUUACAGAAGGCCAUUCAUAUGCCCUACCAAUUCGAUCCUGAUAACUGACAUAUGUAAACCAUAUACAAGCUGGGUGUCAAGUGUGUUUUGAAAACAAUGGGAACCCAUUUGUGUACUCUUCUAAUUGCCAGGGUGUCCAUCUGGGCAUGGUCUUAAAACAAAUUUUUUACAAUUUACAAAAGCCAUCAACUAUUAUUUAUUAUGCUACUGGAAUAUAGGCAUCUUGCUAAAGUAGAGACACCAGCAGU
This is a messenger RNA of Corticium candelabrum, 990 nucleotides long. Its product is annotated as cytochrome c oxidase assembly protein COX11, mitochondrial-like. Bases 22 to 783 code for a protein of 253 amino acids. The record is from RefSeq and is a predicted model, not a curated record. NCBI's taxonomy places the organism in Eukaryota, Metazoa, Porifera, Homoscleromorpha, Homosclerophorida, Plakinidae. The transcript has 6 exons. Gene Ontology annotation, molecular function: copper ion binding. Gene Ontology annotation, cellular component: mitochondrial inner membrane.